Molecule: messenger RNA, 1156 nt
Organism: Closterium sp. Naga37s-1
Lineage: Eukaryota; Viridiplantae; Streptophyta; Zygnematophyceae; Desmidiales; Closteriaceae
Source: the annotation of a GenBank genome assembly
AGUGCUGAUGAACCAGAUUCUGGAUGGCGACCUUGGCACGUACCUCAGCGUCUUCAGCUCGCUAACCACCUUGAAGUCCCUCUCCCUGCAGUACAACUGGUUCACCGGGACAUUCCCAAGCGUGCUCGUGAGUGCGCUCAGUGUGACAGAGCUGAACCUGUACGAGAACUGUCUAUACGGCACGCUGCCUGCCGCGGUGAGCAGGAUAAAGUCGCUGGAAGUGGGGCGCAACUACUUCACGGGCACCAUGCCCUCCAGCACCUCCUGGGCCAACUGCGGCGCCUCCUCCAACUGCUUUGCCAGCGUAGGCAACUGCGGCGGCCCCUCGCAAAGAAGCACCAGCUGCAGCAGCAUCUGCUCCAGCACGGAUGGCUCGGGCUGUGGGCUGGCGGCCGUGUGCGUGGCGGAUACAGAUGCAAAGAUCACCAGCUCUCUCAAACAUUCCGCAGGCGAUGACGUGGCGUUUAAUUGUGUUGCAAUCCCGGGUAUCAUUGCGAUGAAUGCAGCGGACGCUGCCGCAAUGCUGAACAUCAAGAGCGUGUUGGGUGCGACCUACACCACGUGGACCGCCGCAGCACCGUGCCGCUUAGCAAACAACUCGGUGGCCUAUCCGGGCGAGUGGAUGGGCGUCUAUUGCACGGAUACUGGCAAGGUGGCGACCAUAUCUCUCCCGAACGCACAACUCAAGGGCUCACUCCAUGCCGACAUCUCCACUCUCACGGCUCUUACCUACCUCGACUUGCAAGCCAAUCUCCUCAACUACCGCCUCGAUUCCUUCACCACUAACCUUCGCUUCCUACCACUGCUGGCCGACAUUGGCAUGGUGGGAAACUACCUGGUGGGGUCGGUGCCGGCGCUGGCCAUUCAGCUGCGCACAUUGGACGUGGGUUACAACUUCCUCACGGACGUCCCAGAAGUCACCUACACCUUCUCUAUGCUGGCGCUCAAGUCGUCGCUGGGUGUGACGUUCAACAACUGGGCGGCCACUGUGCCGUGCGCUCUCAAGGGCAUGACGCCGUCCGUGCCCACGUGGUCCAAGGUGCUCCGCGACACCACCGGCAACGUCGUGAGCAUCGAUAUGUCGAAUCUGGGGCUCACGGGGUCUCUCCAUUCCGACAUCUCCAAGCUCACUGCCCUCACCUACGUGUGUUGCUGA